Penicillium cosmopolitanum is the source of this 1674-nucleotide messenger RNA. Its product is annotated as Amino acid/polyamine transporter I. Gene Ontology annotation, cellular component: membrane. Gene Ontology annotation, biological process: amino acid transmembrane transport. The coding region runs from base 1 to 1674 and encodes 557 amino acids. The record is from RefSeq and is a predicted model, not a curated record. Gene Ontology annotation, molecular function: amino acid transmembrane transporter activity. The transcript is spliced from 5 exons. Lineage: Eukaryota; Fungi; Ascomycota; Eurotiomycetes; Eurotiales; Aspergillaceae.
AUGGGGACUAUUGAGCUUUCGCGACGACGACUUCGCUCUUCCAAUGAUGACGCUGAAGAUCUUCAACAUCUACCCAACACACCUAAUACGCCAACUCGACCGGCUCCCGAUGCGACUCGCCAACAAAGAGUUGCAAUUGGAUUUGCUGAUAUCUACGGAUCUUUGACUACCAGGCAGCUCAGUGUCAUUACAAUCGGGUCCGCGAUUGGGACCGGACUGAUGGUAACAAGUGGGCUGGCCAUGUCGAUGAGUGGCCCGCCCGCUCUCUUGAUCUCAUAUUCGGUUGUCGGAUUUACGGUAUACCUGGUCCUCUCGGCAUUGGGUGAGGUCGCUGCGUGGCUACCAGACCCAUACACUGUCGCUGAUCAAGCUUUUCGCUUCUGUGAUCCAGCCUUGGGCUUCAGUCUCGGGUGGAUAUAUUGGCUGAAGUAUGCUAUCAUCACCCCAAAUCAACUGGUCGCAGCAUCAUUGGUGAUAUCCUUCUGGGUCGAUCCGGAUUUUGUGAACCCCGGAGUCUGGAUUACCAUCUUCCUUGUCACAAUCAUCAUCCUCAACUGUGUGCACCAUCGAAUACCCAGCCAGGUCGAGUUUUACGUCUCGUCAUUUAAAUUGGUUGUUAUGGCCGCUCUCAUGAUCUUAUCUUUUGUCAUUGCCCUCGGUGGAGGACCAGACCGUGAUAUUCGGGGCUUCCGGUACUUCAGAGAAUCAGACGACUUCGAAGAUGAUGGCGGCAGGAGUGCCCUUGGAAGGUUUUUCAUGGCUUGCGGAACGAUGUCGCCGGCAGCGUUUGCUUAUGUCGGCAGUGAGAGAUCGGGUAUCGUGGCACGAGCUCCGAAUACCAAGAAGGUCAUCUCCCGCUCGAUCAAUCAUACUUUCUAUCGUCUCCUCGUCUUUCACCUCCUCGGGAUCACUCUUGUUGGUAUGAUGGAACCUCGGAAAUUCGUGUCUGCGGCAUGGAUUGAGAGCCUGGGCCUUGAUUACUCUCGCAAGGCAAAAAAUCCGGCCGCAUCACCGUUUGUUGCUGCUUUAUGUCUUGCACAGAUAGCCAUCGCCCCCCAUCUUUUGAACGCCUGCAUUUUGAUCUUCGUUUUGUCAAUCGCGAACUACGACCUAUUCCUCGCUACCAGAGCAUUGUGCGAUCUUUCAGUGAAGCGUCGCGCCCCGAAGUUCCUAUCGCAAACCAACAGGAGAGGCGUGCCUUUCUACGCACUUGCCAUUUGUGCUGCUCUGACGACAAUUGCCUACGUGAAUGUAGGGCGGGACUCAUCCCGGAUAUUUAGCUACUUCGUCAAGAUGGUUACCAUGCUUGGUCUUCUCACUUGGAUGUCAAUACUCGUCACUCAUAUCUCAUUUGUACGGGCUCGAAAGGCGCAAGGGAUCUCGGAUUCCGUCUUGGUCUUCAGGGCCUCAUUUGGAAUCACAGGUAGCUGGAUUGGCAUUCUACUCUGUGUCUUUAUAUCAUCAACCAUGAUCUUCAACUCCAUCAGCAUCGGGGAAGGAAGGGUGACAUUCAAUUACCGUUCCUUUGUGGCAGCCUAUAUUGCCGUUCCUUUGUAUUUCAUACUGUAUGUUGGAUAUAAACUUGCCGUCAAGAGCAAGCAUAUCAGCGCUACAAAAGCUGAUCUCUGGUCUGGGAAGAGCGACAUUCAGCCGAGGGAACCAUUGACCACUUGA